Molecule: messenger RNA, 549 nt
Organism: Aegilops tauschii subsp. strangulata
Lineage: Eukaryota; Viridiplantae; Streptophyta; Magnoliopsida; Poales; Poaceae
Source: RefSeq, a predicted model, not a curated record
AUGGCUACAGCCAAAACCGAGGCCAGUGCAGGAGCGGCCAACAAUGGCAAAAGCAAAGGGGGCAGCGGCUGUGGCUAUGAGCAAGCAGCGGCAACAGCUCAGUUAGCAGCGGCAGCGCUAGCAGCAAGCAGUAAUAGAGCAGCGCUAGCAAGCAGCAGUCCAGCAAGCAGAGUAGCAGCAGCAAAGCCGCAACAACAAGCAAAAGCAGCGGCAGUAGGCGAGCAACACGCAGCGACGGCAGCAGGCGGCCGCGGUGCUGGGGCAGCAGCGACGGGCGAUGCGCCAGCUGGCAGAAGCGGGAGCGGGCGUGGUGCAAGACUAGGGCGCGCACAAGGCGGCCACGGCGGCGGGCGCGGGGCUGGGGCGGACGCGGCCAGCGAGCGGGGGCUGGCGGAAGUGGCCAGCGCGGGUGGCUGCGCGGCAUCAGCAGCAGGCAGUAGCAACACGCAGAGCAGCGCAGCAGCUGUAGCGCAGCAUCGGCGACGAGGCAUCGACACGAGGUUCAGGCUCAAGGGACUCGAGGCCACGUCCUCGCACACGACGAGCUGA